AUGGCUUCGUAAAAAAUAGUUCACUUGAUACCAUACAACUAUUCAUUAAUUCAUCAUAAUCCUGGUAUUCCCUUGACAGCUAACAAGCAGCCAAUCUAUGCUUUGGCUAACGACUAGCCAGUUAUCCAUUCAAAUGUUACUCAGAGUAAUUUGGAUUCAAUUGUAAAUGAGGGACUGCUUCUUCAACUAACGGAUUGUGAUACCUUGGAUGAAAUAAGAGUAAUCUCACUCAGGAACAAGGAUCUUACCAGCUGCUUAAGAGUACUUGCUCUCUGCUAAAAUCUAACAAUCGCCUAUUUACAAGGUAACUCAAUUAACCUCCAUGACAUGAUGUACUUGCAAAUGUUCCAGAACAUCAAGAAAAUAGAUUUGUCUUAAAAUUCUAUAAGUGCAUUACCGAGUCCCUAAGUUUUUCAAGGACUUGUUAAUUUGAAAUUCUUGUAUCUUCAUGAUAAUCGAAUUAGUAACUGGAAUGAUAUUACCUCCCUGACUGCUCUGCCCUCUAUUAUGCAUAUCACAUUAUUUUCAAACCCGGUCUGCUCGAUUCCAGGUUACAGACAUUUCAUGGUGAAUUCCAUAAACUCUUUGCUCGCUCUUGAUAAUUAUGUGAUAACUGACGAGGAAAGAAUUGAGGAUGCUUCAUUCGGAUAUAGAUUUAGAGGGUUAAAUGAGUUUAUGAAGUUGCACAUUCCUGAUUAUGCAAAGGAAAAAUCAGCCGAGCAACAUUUAUUCAACCUGGAGGUUGAUAUUUAUCGUCUUAAGAGAAUUUUUGAAAGGAAUUCUCCAUCAAUACUUAUUUAAGCAUUAUAUAGAGGUUACAGAUAGAGAAAUUAUGUUAGAGUAUUCUUCAAUGAAAGAAAGCAAAAGAUUAUCAAGAUACAGAAGGUUGUAAGAGGCUGGCUUAUGAGAAAGAAAUUUAAGAAAGAUCUUAGGGAUAUGCUAGUGUACACUAAAUAGGAAUAUCUAAUGAUGAGUAAUAAAGAAUUAAGGAAGAGAAGAGCUGGUAUGAGAAUUAAAAGAUUUAUUGUUUAGAAAUUUAGAGAGAAGAAAUUGAGAGAGCUGAAGGAAAGAAGCAGUUUGAUUAUUUAAAAGUAUUACAGGGGAAGAUUUACCAAAAAUACUAGCUUCAUCAAUGCUCUUGAACUUUCGAAAUAUCCAAAGAUCUAUUUCCUUAAGGAGUAAAAGCCGAUGUUUAUAAAGAUUUUGAAAUAGUUGAUGCCUUUAUUUGAGUAGAAAAAUAAUCUAAAGCUGGAGGAGCUUGUUGCUUGCAUUAAAGAAGAUAAUCUAUUUGACACAAUUAGAGUUGCUGAACCUGAUCUUUUUGAGUUCAAGUAGUUUCCUCUAAUUUAAUUCGUUAAACCUACAAUUCUUUCAAGAGUGAGAUUUAGCAAGAAUAGAUAAGUAAUAAAUGAGGACUUUACACUUAAAAGCAUAUUCUUUUCUCCUAUCAAAGAAAUAACUGAUCACAGAUGGAAAGUACUUUUAAAAAGAAAUUGUACUGUUUUUAAAGAUAAUAUAAGAAGAGUAUUGGAGCAAAGAAAAAAAGCUAACAUGAAACAUUAAUAUAUGUUCCAAGAUUAGUAUAAAGAUCUAUUAGCUUUUGAGGGGCCAUCUCUUGAUAUAGUUGUAACACUUUGCUUUGCGAUAUUUGAUAACAACAAAUUAGCCUAAUAAGAAGGUGACUAGUAAUUUCUCUUAUUCUUCGAAACUUUACUCAGGAAAAUAAGUUCAGCUUCAAGAAUUUAACAAUCUUGGAGAGCCUACAAAUUUAGAAAGAAUAUAAAAAAGUUGCCAAUAAUGGAAAUUAUUGACAAGAGAGCAGCCUUUUGUAUUCAAAGAUGGUGGAGUAAUACUAAACUGAGAAAGAGGAUGGUGGCGUUGACGAAUUUGAAGAGACAUAUAGAUAAAAUAUAAAGUCUUGAAAUUUUCAUUGAACAAUCCUUGUAUGUUAAUAUUGAGCAAAUAGUCUCCACAAUAUAAUAGCAAUAGAAGUUUGAAGAGCAAAACUUCAGUUUUGACUUUAGCAUGCUAAAUCAUCAAAUCUCACUUAAACAAGCAGAGAAAGAUAAACUAAGACUUAGAUAUACAUCUUAAGCCAUACCUAAAUGGUUUGAUUUGAACUUUAGGAUAACAGACUUUUCUUCCACUAAUCAUCACAAUAAUUUGCUUGCAUUUUUCCAUUAUAAUGAAGGUGAUUGCUAGAUUUUACCAAUUAACUAUGUGAUUGAUUAUGAAAAAAACUAGUUAGACAUCGAUAGAAAUCUCUACUUCCUAAAAAUGAAAUGCUCAUCAAUUGAUGAAGCGAGGCGAAGAGUACUGACUAUGGCUUUACUCACCUAUGAUAUUCAUUAGCAUUUAUUCUUGCAAAUGCAUACAGCUGACAUGCUUUAAGAUCCAUUUAUGGUUAUGAACAUUUAUGCUAUUAAAAAGAGAUUUGGAAUCUCCUAGAAUCAUGAAUUAUCUCAAAGAUAAAAAUUAGUAGAUAUCAAGUCGAAUUUUUAUGAUCAGUUGAAAUAAAAUCAUUAGGGGUUGAUACUUAGUGAUAAAGACCUAAGGUAUGUCAAGAAUGCUUACUCCUUUAAGAAACUAUCUCUCUAAAAUCAAAAGGUAAUAAUGAUUAACUACCGUGAUUAGCAUGAAGCAAAUUCAAUGGAGUAGGAACUGAUGUAGAGAGAGUCUCGGUCUAUCUUAGAUCUGAGCAAGGAAGCACAAGAACUCAGUUUAUAUUAAAGCAAGAAGAUACAAAAAGAAGCUUAUAUGAUAUUGAAGGAGAGAAGAGACUAGACAGUAAAAUAAGGAGUUUGGGAAUUCAAAGAAUUAAAAGUAGGGCAAAAAACAAUGGCUAAAGAACAUUUGGAAAAAUUCCUAGAGGAAAAAAAAAAUGAGGUAAAUAAAGUUAGAGAAAUCUCAAAAAUCAUUCAUAAUGAAUAGAAAAAUGAAUUGUCAAAGAACCUAGCAGUAUUCUUAACGCUUAACAAAGAGGAGAAGAUUUUGAGAAGAGAAUUAGUAGAAAAGUAAAUGGAAGUGGACUACAAAGAAAAGUAUCUCAAAAAGAUGAAUGUAAUCCAGAUGCACAAAAACCACAAUUUAAAGAAGGAGGAGAAAGAGAAGUUUAUUAAUUCCUUUACAUAGGCCAAGAAUCUCAUUGAAAAAUAAAUGAAGAUUGGUAAAAGAAUCAAGGAUUAACAUUAAGAAAAAAAGGACAAAUUUGAAAGGGUAUAAAAGGUCAAGAAUGAUGCUCAUGAACGACCUGAGUUUAGACAAGUCUUGAAGAGUGUAGUUUAUGGAGAUACUCUCUACAUCCCCACAGAGUACUCUAGAGCCUAGAAUGCUAAUAAUGAGCUAAAAUCAUCAAAGAGGACUAUAUAAUUGACUAAUCCUCAUAAUAAUCAAACUGCAGUGACUAUGGCAGAUGAAAGCUACCAGUCUUAAAGUAGAUUAAAUGGAGCAAAAUCAGCAAACAGAUCCUAGAAUAGAUCUUACUUUUUGCCUCCUCUAAACGACUCAUCUAUAGACAACUAUCAGUCACAGAGACAUUAUACUGCUUUAAAUCAAGAUAUAAAUGCAACUUUUUAACUUCCAGAUAAUGAUUUAGGGCUUUCAAGAGACAUUCAAUAAAUUUACAAGAGUACGAUGCAGAAUAGAUCAUUUGUGAAAAACAGUUAUAAGAGAACAGUAUUUGCAGAAGAAAAUUAUCCUUUAGCUAAGGGCCUCAAUCAGAACGAAAGCUUUGACUAUGUUAUCAGUAAACAUAAGGGAGAAUUAAUCUUAAAAAGUGUCUUAGAUCAUAGUAAAUAUGUGAAUAAGCCUAAUAAAUUACAGAGCAAAAAUAGCUUGCAAAAAUACCAAUAUAAGAUUAAUAACAAUUGA
This is a messenger RNA of Stylonychia lemnae, 3870 nucleotides long. The record is from the annotation of a GenBank genome assembly. NCBI's taxonomy places the organism in Eukaryota, Ciliophora, Spirotrichea, Sporadotrichida, Oxytrichidae.